This is a messenger RNA of Ochotona curzoniae (black-lipped pika), 651 nucleotides long. It is a transcript of the gene NTF4, whose product is annotated as neurotrophin 4. Gene Ontology annotation, cellular component: extracellular region. Gene Ontology annotation, molecular function: nerve growth factor receptor binding; growth factor activity. The record is from RefSeq and is a predicted model, not a curated record. The transcript has a single exon. Gene Ontology annotation, biological process: nerve growth factor signaling pathway; negative regulation of neuron apoptotic process; regulation of neuron differentiation. Bases 10 to 651 code for a protein of 213 amino acids. Lineage: Eukaryota; Metazoa; Chordata; Mammalia; Lagomorpha; Ochotonidae.
CUCCGAGAGAUGCGCCCCCACCACUCAGGCUCCCUCCCCAUCCUCCUCCUCUUCCUCCUCCCCACGGUCCCAAUGAAGCCCCAGCCCCCACCCUUGGCGCUGCCCCCAUUCUUGGCUCCGGAGUGGGAUCUGCUGUCCCCGCGUGUCGCCUUGUCCAGGGGUACUCCCUCAGGCCCCCCUCUGCUCUUCCUGCUGGAGGCGGGGGCCUUUGGAGAGCCCGCCGGUGCCCCGGCCAACCGCAGCCGGCGCGGGGUGAGCGAGACGGCGCCGGCGAGUCGCCGGGGAGAGCUGGCCGUGUGUGACGCCGUCAGCGGCUGGGUGACGGACCGCCGGACGGCAGUGGACCUGCGAGGGCGCGAGGUGGAAGUGCUGGGCGAGGUGCCUGCGGCCGGGGGCAGCCCGCUCCGCCAGUACUUCUUCGAGACACGCUGCAAAGCUGACGGCGCCGCCGUUGCCGGGGAAGGCGUCCCUGGGGCCGGUGGCGGGGGAUGCCGGGGGGUGGACCGGAGGCACUGGGUGUCCGAGUGCAAAGCCAAGCAGUCGUACGUGCGGGCGCUGACCGCUGACGCGCAGGGCCGCGUCGGCUGGCGAUGGAUCCGAAUCGACACCGCCUGUGUCUGCACGCUGCUCAGCCGGACUGGCCGGGCCUGA